Messenger RNA from Lottia gigantea (owl limpet), 758 nucleotides. RefSeq lists its product as hypothetical. Bases 9 to 713 code for a protein of 234 amino acids. NCBI's taxonomy places the organism in Eukaryota, Metazoa, Mollusca, Gastropoda, Lottiidae. The transcript is spliced from 4 exons. The record is from RefSeq and is a predicted model, not a curated record. Gene Ontology annotation, molecular function: calcium ion binding.
CAGUAAUCAUGCUUUCAAUUCGAGUAUUGGGUUUGUUCGCCGUUAUUGCGAUCGCAUUAGUUUUAGUAGAGUCUGAAUUUAGUGAAGUUUGUUAUGGUGAACUUCCAGCCAAUGCGAUGUGUUCAGUAGAAAAUAACAAAACCAGGCGAUGUCAGUGUAAAGAGGGAUAUGAAAUGGACAUCAUUUGUACAUCGAAUGGCUCGAUAUUUUCCUGCCAGGAUAUAGAUGAAUGUGCAACCAAUAAUGGAUCGUGUGAAUUUAAAUGUCAAAAUGAACCUGGUAGUUAUAACUGUUCGUGUCCAGAGGGGUCUGAAUUACAGGAAAAUGGUUUGAAUUGUGAACCAAUUAAACCAGGUCCCUGUAUGUUUGAGAAUCAAACAGUAACUGGAGUUUCACAAAAUUUCAACAGAACUUAUAUUGGCAAUGAAAAUGAAACAGAGUGUGAGAAGAAAUGUAACACAACCGUGGGAUGUACAGAUUGGUUGAUACUUGAUGGACACUGCCAAAAUUUCGGUCUUCCAAUAAUUCAAGUCGAACUAAUCCCUGACGGAAGCCCAGAAAAGUGCAAAGACCUUUGUGCUCAGAAUAAAAAAUGUGUAACUGCCCAAUAUUUUGUGACGUGUACUCUGUUUGACACGAAACAAACGGAAUUUGAUGAUGGCUGUGAUCCAGAGACCGUUUUCCACAAGAUUGAUAUGAAUUGUCUUAAUUGAAUUGUAAUAAAUGGUUCAUGUUAUUAAAAUGAAAUAGAAAAUGUU